GUCUUAGCCGCAGUUCUUUCAUAAACAUUGUCCUGUAACGUUAACCUGCAUAAUGGAAGAGGACAGUGGAGAAAGACGGGAGUUACAAAAGGAAGUGACAAUCUGAACUCACCAAAUCAAGUUAAUGGUUAACCAAAUAAUUUGUAGACGGUAUGGGUAAAGAGCACGAAGUGCUUCAAGCUGCUCAAGAUGGAAAUUUGUCAAAAUUAGAGAGCUUGUUUACUCAAAGACAGUCUAAAGUUUUCGCUGGAUUAUUUAAGGGUCCAAACAUCAACUGGAGGGAUGAUUCAGGAUGUACUGCACUUCAUCUUGCUGCUUUAAAUGGUCACAGGGAGGCAGUAAUAUUUCUUCUUCACAAUGAUGCAUCAGCAAACACCCCUGAUAAUGCAGGGAGUUUUCCAUUGCAUCUUGCUGCAUUUAAUGGUCAUCACGAAGUUGCAAAAAUUCUUAUAACAAGAGGACCAUCACAUGCAGUAGUCAAUGAACCGAAUAUGGCUGGCGAUACAGCUUUACAUGUUGCCUCACAAUAUGGACAUAGAUAUGUUGUCCAAGUGCUUCUUGAGAAUCAUGCAGAUGCAUCUCUUCGCAACACAAAAGAAGAAACUGCACUGGAUUUAGCUGCUCAAUACGGACGAUUAUCAACGGUUCAACUGUUUUUGUUUUAUGAUUCUGCUUUGUUGCAAAAUGCUGUGCACAAACACAGCCCGCUACAUUUGGCUGCACGAAAUGGGCAUGAAGAUGUAGUUAAGAUACUUCUUGAUGGUGGAAUGCCAAUUAAUGCCACAUGUGACAUGGGCACAGCUUUGCACUGUGCUGCUCUUUUUGGUAAAGUAAGUGUUGCAAAGUUGCUUUUACAAAGAGGUAUCGAUAUUGACAUAGAAGAUGACAAUGGACAAAACGCUUUAGCAUUAUUAUGUAAGCAUCCAUCACAAAGAUCACAGGAGAUUACAGCUCUUAUAUAUGCUCAGUCAACUGCGGAAUCAGAUGAAAGAGAAAAAACUCGAUCACCUGCUGCCUCUUAUAGCGGGGUUCAGUUUGAAGUAGUGGAGGCAAAGCGGCAUAAUUCCGAACGUGUAGGCGCUAUCACAAAAAACAAAGCAGUAAGACCUGCUGGCUAUGAUAUUGUUCCUCCACCACGGCCAAGACCAAAAGAUUUGGAUGCAGAUAAUGAUGAUGAAAAUAAUGAUAAAUCUGAACGUACAUAUUCUUUAAUUCAUGGCCCUGUGUUAGCCGAGGACGGAAUAAGUAAUGCCGCUGAUGAAAAUUUUGAUUUAGCUUCAAUUACUCCACUUAAAAAUGACAAAAAUGAAUCCUUCUUUGAUGGCGACAGAAAUUCAAAUUCACCAAAAGGAGAUUAUUGUCUUGUUGGAGAUGUGCAGUCUAUUGCCCAAUAUCGUAAACAAACAGAUGGAGUAAAGCAGUUUCGUAGAUUAACUCUUGAUAGACCUACUGAAAAAAGUUUGAAACAAAGCCGAAUUUCUUCUAAAGACAUAGAUGAUGGAACAUAUUGUGUAUUAUCACCUCAAAUUCCAAAUAAUAAUAAUGAUAAUGUACAAAAUAAUGUUGAAUUCUCAUCUAAGCCCUUAACAAGCAGAUCUAAGACUGAUUCAUUCACACGUCCCAAGCAAACAAGAACGUCAGAUAAUGUGUAUCGCACUUCACUGCCCCCAAAUAGUGUAUAUCAAGCACCGCUAUCCUCAGACGCUGUGUAUGAAACACCACCAUCUUCAGAAAGCAUUUAUCAGAUACCACCGUCUUCAUUCUUUGAACAAAGAACUUCUCGAACAUCUAUACCAGAUUUUCCACCCCCUUCUCCUCGUACAGCAGAAAAUCUUAUCGGUGAAGCUUUUCAGCCAUCACAAAACACAGGUGAAAGAGAACGUUCCAUUGGAAGUAACAAUAUAAAACAUAAUAGGACCAUGAAAAUGCGUAGUCAAACUUUACCAACAAACGUUCCCUCACAACAAGGGGACAUGUAUGACAACGUUAACAUCAAUAAUGCAUUUGCACAACAAGACACGUAUGAUAAUGUUAACCUUAGCAAUUCCCCGGCACCGUCUCUCAGUUAUGAUAAUGUUAACAUUACAAAUAGACCCGAACAAACUGAUGCAACAAAUUUUACUUUAACUGAAGAUAGCUACUACCAGGCACCACCAUGUACCAUAUUGAAAGAAAAACCUACUGAUCUGUUUGAAAAGAAACCUGUAAACCAAACACAGCAAUACACAUCGGUGAAGACAAAAAGCAUGAAACAAAAACGAACCGGCACUCUAGUCAACCGAGAAAUCUCCAUUGAAGAUAUAGAUGAAAACAAAGAAAUUGUCAAAAGCAAACCAAAUGCACAGGAGGAAGUUAACAAAGAUGUUGGGCCAGUAGAAGUAGAAAAAAGUGAGGUGGACCAACCAGUUCCUAAGCCAAGAAAAGUUAAGCAAAAUCGGACGUCUGUGAAAAGUAUUAGUACUGGCUAUAGAAUGAGUUCCAUAAACCAACAAGUACCGUUGGAUGAAAGUUAUGAGUGGAACAAGAUUGACAGUUUCCUAUCUGAUUUGGAAAAAUUUGCUGAAUCACCAAAAGAGGAAGACAACCAGGUACCUGGUGUCAUGUCCACUGAUAGUGUUGCUGCAUGGCUUUCAUCACUUAAUCUUGUGCAGUAUGAACCGAUGUUUCUCACCAAUGGAUUUGAUGAUAUGGACUUUUUGGGUGGUUCUCUGGAAGAUCAAGAUUUGAUUGAACUAGGCAUUCUUCAUUCUGAACAUCGAAAAAAACUAAUUGAAGCAUCCAAUUUUCUUGACAAACCUCCAGUAAUUGGUGAUGAUAACUUUCCGAUUCCAACAUCAGUUGGAGAAUGGCUAACCAAACUGAAACUUGGUGCUUAUGAGGAGCGUUUCAUUUAUAAUGGUUAUGGAAACAUUGACCGUGUCAGAGUAAUCUGGGAAUUGGAACUUGUCACCGUGCUUGAUAUAACAACACUCGGCCAUCGCAAAAGAAUGAUCAACUCACUCGGUCGAAGACCGGCGGUUAUAAAAUCUGAUAUAUCUUGGGCUAAAAAGUUUGCAGAUGCUGAUGCUGGUAAAAGGAAGAGUGCUUUCCUUGAUAACUCCAUGGAAUACGCUCAACAGCUAUUGAAGACUGCAGAAGGCUUGAAGAAGGAACGAGCGCAGCGCCAGGCUUCAAGGGGUGACAGUGUUGAUGAACCAGUGUUUAAAGAAGAGCAAGCCGCUACUGAGAGUUCCACUGCUCCGCACAACGUCAUUACUACCUCUCCUCAGACGCAACAAAGUGUCGGCAGGGAACAUCAUUGGAAGCAUAAUGCAGACCUGCUAUUGUAUGAAUCGGUGUCCUACAAAACACAGUACCUUGGUUCGCAUCCCGUCCAAAUUGUUAAAGGUGUCUCUUCAACUUUAGAUGCGUGUGCAAAAAUGAAGGCAAUUAGCAAAAAUGUGCACAAGAUGCCUACCAUAUCGUUGUCAAUUUCUGUCCGUGGUAUUGAUUAUAUUGAUUCGAAUAGCAAGAUGAUCAUCAGUCAAUACCCGAUUAACCACAUUUCAUUUUGCGCACAAGAUCCUGGUGAUUCGCAUGUCAUUGCUUACAUAACAAGAGAUCAGCACACACGAAAGAACUAUUGUCACGUGUUUCGGACAGAUUCCGCGGACUUGUCUGAUGAGAUUGUGAUGACAAUAGGGCAGUGUUUUGAGCUUGCUUAUGAACAACAUGUGGCGAUGCUGGAGAUUAAGAAAACUAAAGAAACGAAUGAGAAAGCAGCAGAAAUAAAGUCCAAGUCUUCGAAGACUCCAAUAAUUCCAGAGAGAAAACCAAGAGAGCCACCUCCCAAACCGAUUCCGUAUGCCGAAAGAAUGAUGCUGAAGAAUAGUCAAAAAUGAAGCAACCUUAGAGCCACUUACGAGGUGACGAAAGAAUAAAAAACCGGACGACAAGGUAUACCAUCAAAUGCACUUCCGUAAAUUUAUAACUGCGGUCACAGUAUCCACUAAAGUUUAUUGUCCAUUCAUUUCGUCCUGGAAAGCACACCGUGUCUCCUGACCUUCAAACCGGACGCGAUUUUUUUCCCUUUCAUAAGGGCUAGCUAAUAGCUCAAUGACACUGAUCAUGGCAAUAACGUGGUGAGGUGUCUUCUGAAUGACGAUCAGUAAUCGAAACAAAAAUAAAUUUGCCCACCGGAAAUGUUAGUGUAAUUAUUGUUUAACUAAAAGUUAAUAUUAUUAUUAAGCAAUUGAAUCUUUUUAGAGAGCAUUUAUAUUAUUAUAUUAUUGUACUUAUAUUUUAAUACUGAAUUGAUACGAGAGUUUCCGAAUGUGUGUUUAUAUUUUCGAAGCGAAAAAUUGUAACUUGAUGAUGAUCCGAUAAAUCGAGGUUUCUUUUAAUUUAUAGAAAUCUAUAGCUAUAUUUUGUUAAAGUAUUUUUGAGUGUUAAUUCAACUUCAAGAUACAUAUCCAAUGAGAAAUGAGUCUUUAGGACCAAUCUUCUUUUUACGCAUAUUUUUCUCUCUCUUUCCGUUGUAUAUUUUGUGAUGAUAAAUGCAAAUAUACAGUUAAUUAUUUAAAGAAAGAUGAUUAAAAAAGAAAAGAAAGAAAAAAGCGUGCGUGACUCAUUUCUGGUGAGUCAUGUGAUUCACUACUUUGCUGUCAAUUCAUUCUGUCAAGCGCCUUGCAAUUAUGUAUACGUGUGCGUGCUUGUUCAUAAUUAUUUUUCCACAUUAUUUCUGUUUGUUUCUUAUAUUUAGCCUAUUUUUAAGAAGUGGUCUCACCAUGCCACCCCCAACCCUCAUGACCUUCUCUGCCUAUAUUUGAUUUAACGUACACUAAAUCUUCGUUUCCAUUAAACUUUUGUCCAAGGCUUAUCUUUGCUUACUGUUUUGUUUUUGAGUGUACUCAAUAGUUUGACUUUUUACGUGUUUUUUUUUUUCACAUGCGCAAGAUUCCAUACAUCUAUAACGCGUUCUUAUUAUUUGUGUGUAGAUAUAAUAGCAUACUUAUUGUAUUUUAAUUUUCUUAUAGUUUUUACUGAUUUUACAUACCUUUUUUUAUAUUUCUACGUAAAAUAAAGUUCUAAAAAGUUGCACAA
This is a messenger RNA of Hydractinia symbiolongicarpus, 5082 nucleotides long. RefSeq names its product ankyrin repeat and SAM domain-containing protein 1A-like. The transcript has 29 exons. Gene Ontology annotation, molecular function: protein binding. The record is from RefSeq and is a predicted model, not a curated record. The coding region runs from base 153 to 3881 and encodes 1242 amino acids. Gene Ontology annotation, cellular component: cytosol. Lineage: Eukaryota; Metazoa; Cnidaria; Hydrozoa; Anthoathecata; Hydractiniidae.